Molecule: messenger RNA, 1752 nt
Organism: Thlaspi arvense
Lineage: Eukaryota; Viridiplantae; Streptophyta; Magnoliopsida; Brassicales; Brassicaceae
Source: the annotation of a GenBank genome assembly
AUGGAGUAUGUGCUUUCUCGGAAAACAGUGAGCAGAGUCAUGUUGGUGCUAAUCGUAACAAUGACGUGGCUCAUAGCCGGAGACGCAGGAGGCACGAAGCCUGAGGAGCGACUGUUCAACGUUGAGAAGCUGGAGAUGUUCGUUGACAGGCUUCCUCAUAUUCCCACUCUUCAUGGCUACCACUUUGCCAACGGCUUCCGCAAACCCAAAUCUCUGCAAAUCGGCAUGUUCUUCAAGAAAUGGAAAUUCCACAGAGAUUUACCUGCCACGCCAGUGUUUGCAUACGGUGUAUCCAAGCGUAAGGCAACAGUUCCUGGACCAACAAUCGAAGCCGUUUACGGAGUUGAUACCUAUGUGACGUGGCGAAAUCACCUCCCUUCAACUCACAUUCUCCCAUGGGACCCAACAAUCUCCCCUGCGAUCGCCAAACGCGGCGGCAUUCCCACGGUGGUCCACUUACACGGCGGAAUCCACGAACCAGCCAGCGAUGGAAACGCCGAUUCCUGGUUCACCGCCGGUUUCAAAGAGACCGGAACAAAAUGGACCAAAACUACGUCGCAUUACGUCAACAAGCAGCAACCUGGAAACAUGUGGUACCACGACCACGCCGCCGGUUUGACCAGAGUCAACCUUCUCGCCGGUUUGGUAGGCGCUUACAUUCUCCGCCAUAGCUCCGUCGAAUCGCCUCUCCGGUUACCCACCGGCCGCGAAUUCGACCGUCCGUUGAUCAUAUUUGACCGGAGUUUCCGUAGAGACGGUUCGAUUUACAUGAACGCAACCGGAAACAACCCGUCGAUUCACCCGCAAUGGCAGCCGGAGUAUUUUGGCGACGCAAUCAUCGUAAACGGAAAAGCUUGGCCGAUGUUAACCGUUCGCCGUCGAAAAUACCGAUUUCGAAUCACAAACGCCAGUAACGCCAGAUUCUUCCGGUUCUUCUUCUCCAACGGUCUCGACUUCAUCGUCAUAGGUUCCGAUUCGGCGUAUCUAGCUAAACCGGUGUCGACCAAAUCGGUUCUCCUCGCUCCGUCGGAAAUCGUUGACGUAGUCGUUGACUUUUCGAAGUCAACGUCGAAAACGGCAAUCCUCGCCAACAACGCACCUUAUCCUUACCCGUCGGGAGAUCCAGUCACGGAAGAGAACAGCAAAGUUAUGAAGUUUAAAAUCAAGGACGAAUCAGAUUCUGACACGUCGAUCAUCCCGAAGAAACUGAUUCAGUACCCGUCUGCUGACGUGUCAGCCUCGGUCCGAACGCGUUACAUAGCUAUGUUCGAAUACGUAUCGAGCGCUGACGAACCGACCCAUCUAUACAUCAAUGGCUUGCCUUAUAACGCUCCUGUAACGGAAACUCCGAAAAUCGGCACGAGCGAGGUGUGGGAAGUUAUUAAUUUGACGGAAGAUAACCAUCCGUUGCACAUACACUUGGGAUUGUUCAAAGUGUUGGAGCAAACGGAGUUGGUGGAGAAAGAUAAGUUUACCGACUGCAUGACGGAGAAAAACGACGCCGUCAAGUGCCAGAUCAGCAAGUACGCACGUGGGAAUAAGACGGCGGUGACGGCACACGAGCGGGGAUGGAAAAAUGUAUUCAAGAUGAUGCCGGGACAUGUAACUAAGAUCCUCGUCAGAUUUUCUUACAUUCACUCCAACGAAUCUUAUUCUUUCGACGCCACUCAAGAGCCAGGCUACGUCUACCAUUGCCACAUAUUGGACCACGAAGAUAAUAUGAUGAUGAGGCCUUUUGAGAUGGUCAAGUGA